UUUCUUUUUUUUGUUUGAGACAGGGUCUCACUCUGUCGCCCAGGCUGGAGUGCAGUGAUGUGGUCUCGGCUCACUGCAACCUCCGUUCAAACGAUUCUCCUGCCUCAACCUCCUAAGUAGCUGGGAGUACAGGCAGGCACCACCACUGCUGGCUAAUUUUUGUAUUUUUAGUAGAGACAGGGUUUCACCAUGUUGGCCAGGCUGGUCUCGAUCUCCUGACCUGCCAGGCUGGAGUGCAGUGGCAUAAUCUUGGCUCAUUGCAACCUCUGCCUCCUGGAUUCAAGUGAUUCUCCUGCCUCAGCCUCCCAAGUAGCUGGGACUACAGGCACCUGCCACGACGCCCGGCUAAUUUUUUGUAUUUUCAGUAGUGACAGGGUUUCACCAUGUUGGCCAGGAUGGUCUUGAUCUCUUGACCUCGUGAUCCACCUGCCUUGGCCUCCCAAAGUGCUAGGAUUACAGGCGUGAGCCACUGUGCCCGGCCAUAUGUGUUUAAUAACCCAGUUUGUCUCUUCUUGCCUUCAGGACGUCAAACGGUCAUGCAACUAGAGCCUCGGACCAUGGCCUCUUCUGCUGGGCACCCUUAGAUAGGCCUCUGAGGGAGAUCUGAUUGCCAUUUUCCCAAAACAGUGCCCCCUAUCAGCACAAAGCAGUUAAGAUCUGUCUUUGUCCCUAUUCUUAUACUAAUGGCAGUUAGAUGGACUUCUUUAGAGCGGGCAAUGAGCCAGAUGGGAAGGGUUCCCUGGUAAAACUCCAACUGGCCUGUGCACUGCUCUGGGGUGGAGCCACAGAAGUUGGCUCCUCAGUUUGCAGCUGGGAGGAGCCCGGCCCUCCUCUUCCUCGGUAGAACCUGGGAUUUAAUCUGUGAGGUGGGAAGCCUACAACUAGGAGAACUCUGGCUCUGCUGAGUCCCUGUUCCCCUUUUUCUUCCUUUACACCCAGUAGAACCCUGCCUUACCCUUCAAAUUGUCUGCGAGCCUAAUCUUUCCUGGCGUGUGACAAGGACCUCCACUGUCCUUAGCUGAACUAAGGAAAAGUCCCGCAACAAUUUCAUGUGUGCCUUUGUAUUUUUAUUACAUAUAUAGAUGUCCCUAAACAACAUACAUUAUUGUUUUGCUUUAUAUAAGUUAUUAAAAAGGCAUUCUGCAAUUUGCAUUUUCCCCAGCCUUGUGUUUUGAGAUUCAUCCAUGUGGAUGCGGGAAGCUGUAAGAGCACUUCCCCUGCUGUGGGGCACUUUGUUUUCUCGCUGGCGGACAUUCAGCUUGUUGACAAGGUUUUGCAAUUACAAGCACCUCUGCUACAGGUAUAAAUGUACCUGUCCCUUAUACCUGCGAUAGCGUCUCCCGGCAUACAGCCAGGAAUGGGUGUGCACACUCCUCGACCUGCUACCUUCCACUUCGUCAGCCUGGCCGGGGGCUCUUUCAAGAGGCGGGGCCGCUUGGUGGCUUCUAAGUCGUGCCUCUCCCUCUGGGUAAUAAACGCCUUGGGGGCAGGGACUCUGCAGUCUUGCUUACUGAAGCGUUUUCCAAAACAGGGACCGAGGGCUCUGAUACCUGCGCAGAGGGUGGCCGGCGGGCGCGGGAGUUUGGCAGAAUGCGGCUGGGGAAGGUGGGGCGGGGGAGGAAGGCUCCUGGCCUGCAGGGGCCUCUCUUCGGGCCGUUCCUCCUCCUGAAGACAAACACUCCCAACGCAGGGGCGCAGAGCUGCGGCUUCUUUCCUGGCCAGCUCCCCCACGGAAGGGCCUAGCAUGGCCCGGCCCAGCCCCUGGGUUUCCCCGCCCACGGCUCCCGGGCGCCUCCGCCUCCUGCGGUGACUCAGGCGGCGGUGACGGCAGCGGAGGGGGCGAUGACGGGCGCGCGGGCGUCCGUCGCGGGCAUGAGCGGGGCAGGCAGGGCGCUGGCUGCGCUGCUGCUGGCCGCGUCCGUGCUGAGCGCCGUGCUGCUGGCCCCCGGCGGCUCUUCGGGGCGCGAUGCCCAGGCCGCGCCGCCACGAGACUUAGACAAAAAAAGACAUGCAGAGCUGAAGAUGGAUCAGGCUUUGCUAUUCAUCCAUAACGAACUUCUCUGGACCAACUUGACCGUCUACUGGAAAUCUGAAUGCUGUUAUCACUGCUUGUUUCAGGUUCUGGCAAACGUUCCUCAGAGUCCAAAAGCGGGGAAGCCUAGCGUUGCAGCUGCCUCUGUCAGCACCCAGCAUGGAUCUAUCCUGCAGUUGAACGACACCUUGGAAGAGAAAGAAGUUUGUAGGCUGGAAUACAGAUUUGGAGAAUUUGGAAACUAUUCUCUCUUGGUAAAGAACAUCCAUAAUGGAGUUAGUGAAAUUGCCUGUGACCUGGCUGUGAACGAGGAUCCAGUUGAUAGUAACCUUCCUGUGAGCAUUGCAUUCCUUAUUGGUCUUGCUGUCAUCAUCGCGAUAUCCUUUCUGAGGCUCUUGCUGAGCUUGGAUGACUUUAACAAUUGGAUUUCUAAAGCCGUAAGUUCUCGAGAAACUGAUCGCCUCAUCAAUUCUGAGCUGGGAUCUCCCAGCAGGACAGACCCUCUUGAUGGUGAUGUUCAGCCAGCAAUGUGGCGUCUGUCUGCCCUGCCGCCCCGCCUCCGCAGCGUGGACACCUUCAGGGGGAUUGCUCUUAUACUCAUGGUCUUUGUCAAUUAUGGAGGAGGAAAAUAUUGGUACUUCAAACACGCAAGUUGGAAUGGGCUGACAGUGGCUGACCUCGUGUUCCCGUGGUUUGUAUUUAUUAUGGGAUCUUCCAUUUUUCUGUCAAUGACUUCUAUACUGCAACGGGGAUGUUCAAAAUUCAGAUUGCUGGGGAAGAUUGCAUGGAGGAGUUUCCUGUUAAUCUGCAUAGGAAUUAUCAUUGUGAAUCCCAAUUAUUGCCUUGGUCCAUUGUCUUGGGACAAGGUGCGCAUUCCUGGUGUGCUGCAGCGCUUAGGAGUGACAUACUUUGUGGUUGCUGUGUUGGAGCUCCUCUUUGCUAAACCUGUGCCUGAACAUUGUGCCUCGGAGAGGAGCUGCCUUUCUCUUCGAGACAUCACGUCCAGUUGGCCCCAGUGGCUGCUCAUCCUGGUGCUGGAAGGCCUGUGGCUGGGCUUGACAUUCCUCCUGCCAGUCCCUGGGUGCCCUACUGGUUAUCUUGGUCCUGGGGGCAUUGGAGAUUUUGGCAAGUAUCCAAAUUGCACUGGAGGAGCUGCGGGCUACAUCGACCGCCUGCUGCUGGGAGACAAUCACCUUUACCAGCACCCAUCUUCUGCUGUGCUUUACCACACCGAGGUGGCCUAUGACCCCGAGGGCAUCCUGGGCACCGUCAACUCCAUCGUGAUGGCCUUUUUAGGAGUUCAGUGCUGCCCAGACUGGGUCACCAAACAGGCCUGUCUGAGGGAACCCUUGUCACCUUUGUGGGGAAUUCUCUUUGGGCCCUGCCUGGAAGCAGGAAAAAUACUAUUGUAUUAUAAGGCUCGGACAAAAGACAUCCUGAUUCGAUUCACUGCUUGGUGCUGUAUUCUUGGGCUCAUUUCUGUUGCUCUGACGAAGGUUUCUGAAAAUGAAGGCUUUAUUCCAGUAAACAAAAAUCUCUGGUCCCUUUCGUAUGUCACCACGCUCAGUUCUUUUGCCUUUUUCAUCCUGCUGGUCCUGUACCCAGUUGUGGAUGUGAAGGGGCUGUGGACAGGAACCCCAUUCUUUUAUCCGGGAAUGAAUUCCAUUCUGGUAUACGUUGGCCACGAGGUGUUUGAGAACUACUUCCCCUUUCAGUGGAAGCUGAAGGACAACCAGUCCCACAAGGAGCACCUGACUCAGAACAUCAUCGCCAGUGCCCUCUGGGUGCUCAUUGCCUACAUCCUCUAUAGAAAGAAGAUUUUUUGGAAAAUCUGAUGGCUCCCACUGAGAAUGUGCUGCUGGAAGACUCUAGUCGGCCUGCAGGGAGGACUGAAGCAGCCUUCAUUAAAGGGAAGCAUUCAUUAGGAAAUCGACGGGCUGCGUGUUUACAGACUCUGGGGGAAGACACUGAUGUCCUCAAACUGGUUAACUGUGACACGGCUCUCCAGAACUCUGCCUGUCUAUUUGUGACUUACAGAUUUCAAAUGUAAUUGUCUUUUUUCCUCCAUCUUCUGUGGAAAUGGAUGUAUUUGGAACUUCAUUCCAAGGAGAUGAGCUUUAACUUUCCAAAAGGGAAUUGCCAUGGGUGUUUUUCUUCUGUGGUGGAUGAAACAAUAUGAGGUCUGGUUCUUGCUGACCUUGUUUCCUUGCAAACUUCCUUUCCACAUGUACGUGCACACCAACACGAAAUGCCGUCACUCCUACUGCGGCUGCUAUGAAGCUUACUGGAUGUGAUGUGUUAUAAUUUAGUCUGUUUUUUUGAUUAAAUGCAGUUUAAUGUUUCCAGAAAGCCAAAGUAAUUUUCUUUUCAGAUAUGCAAGGCUUUGGUGGGUCCAAAAAAUGUCUAUCACAAGCCAUUUUUUCCUUUUCCUCUCUCAAAAAGUUAAAAUAUCUAUGUGUUAUUCGCAAACCCGCUUGCCUAUGUAUCUGCCUGUCUGUCCAUCAUCUUCCUUCCUCCCCAUCUCUCUGUGCAUCUGGAUGGCAGCCGCUGCCCAGGGGAGUGGCUGUGGGGAGGGCAGGUACUGUCUUUGCCUGUGGGUCCAGCUGAGCCAUCCCUGCUGGGUGAUGCUGGGCAAGACCCUUGGCCCGCCUGGGCCUUGGCUUCCUCACUUGUGAAAUGAGCGGGAAGACGACUCUCAGUUCCUUCCACCUCUUAGACAUGUUGAGGUAACAGACACCAAAAGCUUUUCUGAAAUCUUCAGAAGAAAUAGUUUCAUUACAGAAAACUCUUCAAAAUAAAUAAUAAUGAAAACUUUUAAAAACUCUCAUUGGAGUAAGUCUUUUCAAGAUGACCCUCCACAAUGGAGGCAGCGUUCCUACUUGUCAUCACGCAGCUGAAGACAUUGUUUCUUAGGUGUGAAAUCGGGGACAAAAGACAAACAGAGACACACGGCAUUGUUCAUGGGAGGCAUCGUCACCCUCCUGGGUGUUCUGUGGGAAUUUCCUGUGUGAGGAAAACGCGGCCACAGGGUUGUGCUGUACCCACCCUUCCCUGGCGAGACGGCCCUCGGCCUGUACCACUGCUUCCACCCUCGCCACUCCACGGCAGCUUUUGGUCUGUCUCCAGCUUUGCCCUCUGCCCUGAACUCUCGUCCAGCUUGUACCUGCUUGCUGGACCCCUCCACCUGGAGGCCAGCCCAUGUCUCAGGCCCAGCCAUACCCUCUUCUCCUCAAAUUCUAAGUGUUUUCUCUUUAGGUUUCCCUGGCUUUGUGAAUGGAUCAUGCGUCUCUAGGUAUAAACCUGCCAUCAUCUUUCCGCCCGCCUCACCUCCACCAGAUCUCCCCAGUUCUGUCUCCAUCUUCCACCUGCAGCUGCUCUGUUCUCAUGGUCACUGCUGCAUCACUGAGUCUGGACCCUUGUUAUCAUUUUCAAACUGGCCUCCUUCCCUCAUUCCCCCCUUAAAGCCACCUGUCCAUUACCACCAGAUUAAGCUUUCUCCAGCCAGAUCACUUCUCUUUGAGAAACCUCCAUUGACAUGGAAACACCAUUGUCUGGCGCACAUACUCACAUACUCACCUUCCCGUCUUGAUCCCCACACAUCUUUCCAGCCUCCCCUCCCCUCCACUCCCCCCUCCCUAUCCUCUCGUCUCCCCUCCCCUCUGAAUCCAGCCCAGCGGGGCUUCUCCUGCCUCCAUCACAUCACAGAAAUACCUCCUGCUUCUGGUUUCAAUUAGAGCCUUCCCUGAUUACAUUUUCCUCUGAAUUUUUUCCUAUCUGCAUUUGAUCUGUCAUGUUUAAACCCCCUACUUCGAAGGGACCUUCUCUAAUCUCUUAUUCUCAUCCCCAAAUAGUGUUUUCUUCCUCUGGGUUCUUAUAAUGUUGGUAUCAAUCUCACAGCAUUUAGUGCUUCCUGCCUGGUGUGACAGUUACCUGGGUGCAUGUGCAAUUUCUAAUUUCCCACACUAGACUGUGAGCUUCCUAAGGCAAGAAUCAUGCCUUGUUGGUUUCUGUAUUCCUCAUGGUGCCAAACACAGUGCCUUGUACAUUGCAGGCACUGAAUAAACAUUUUUAAAGCAAA
Messenger RNA from Pongo pygmaeus (Bornean orangutan), 6110 nucleotides. It is a transcript of the gene HGSNAT, whose product is annotated as heparan-alpha-glucosaminide N-acetyltransferase. Gene Ontology annotation, biological process: lysosomal transport. Gene Ontology annotation, cellular component: lysosomal membrane. NCBI's taxonomy places the organism in Eukaryota, Metazoa, Chordata, Mammalia, Primates, Hominidae. The coding region runs from base 1843 to 3867 and encodes 674 amino acids. The transcript has 19 exons. The record is from RefSeq and is a predicted model, not a curated record.